AUGGCUUUUGUAGCUGUGGCAAAGAAGAAUAUAUUGAUUACUAUUUUCUUUCGUGUGGUUGCUAAUGUGUUAAAUAAUGUUGGAGCAUCUUCUAAAUGUUGUGAUCUUCUUCGAGAGAAAUUCAUUAUUGAGGCAUUGGAGAACGGCGAUACGCAUUGGGGAUCCCAUUAUAAUUUUAAGGUCAGCUUGAUUAGCAUGUUUGGGGCUGUUAUUGAUGUACUCGAAAUAAUUGUUGAAGAUGGAUCUAGUACUUGCGACAAAAAAAGUGAGUCGUUCAAUUUAUUUGAGUUAAUAGAAUCGUUUGAUUUUGCAUUUAAUCUACAUUUAAUGAGAAGUGUUUUGGGAAUUUCAAAGGCAUUGCGAAACAAAGAUCAAGACAUUGUCCACGCAAUGGACAAGGUGAAAGUUUGCAUAAAACAACUACAACUUAUGAGAGAUGAUGGAUGGAAUUCUUUCUUGCAACAAGUUGUCUCUUUUUGUAAGAAUCAUUGUAUUGAUGUUCCAAACAUGGAUGCUAUGUAUAGAUUACGAAAUCGGAUUGGAGAUGAGUGGAUGAAUGAUAGUCUCGUUGUUUAUGUAAAGAAAGAUAUAUUCUUAAAGAAUGAUAAUGAAUUGAUUUUACAAAGCUAUCAAAGCACUGAAAAAAACUUCUUAGAAAUCGUUCUCAAUACUAGCUUGCAAGAGGAAGGUGUGAAAAAUAUUAUUUUGUGA
Olea europaea var. sylvestris is the source of this 711-nucleotide messenger RNA. RefSeq lists its product as uncharacterized. The coding region runs from base 1 to 711 and encodes 236 amino acids. Lineage: Eukaryota; Viridiplantae; Streptophyta; Magnoliopsida; Lamiales; Oleaceae. The record is from RefSeq and is a predicted model, not a curated record. The transcript has 6 exons.